Gallus gallus (chicken) is the source of this 5710-nucleotide messenger RNA. RefSeq names its product thioredoxin related transmembrane protein 1 (gene TMX1). The coding region runs from base 720 to 1259 and encodes 179 amino acids. NCBI's taxonomy places the organism in Eukaryota, Metazoa, Chordata, Aves, Galliformes, Phasianidae. The transcript is spliced from 6 exons. The record is from RefSeq and is a predicted model, not a curated record.
GUGUUGUGAGGGCGGGGCUCAAGAUGGCGGCCGCCAGGUGGCCGCGGGCCUCGGACUGGCGGCUGCAGCGGCCGCGCUGGGAAAACCGAGCCCGGUGAAGGAGCUCUGGGACGCCAUGUGGUGGGAAUGGCCGCGGGGCGGAGCCAGGCCCGUCCGUGAGGAGCCCAGAACUGCCCCCGGUGCUCCAGGUGUGGCCUUCUCAGGGCGGAGCAGAGCAGGAGGAGCGCCUCUCUUCGCCCUGCUGGCCGUUCUCCAUCCAUCCCAGGGCACACUGCUGCCUCGGGGUCGACUGUCGGCCAACCAUAGAUCAACAUUCAUCAACCAUUCAUCAUCCGUUUGUCAGCUGUUGGUCAGCUGUUGGCCAACCAGGACCCCCCCGUGUCUUUCUCCUCAGAGCUCCUCUCCAGCAGCUCAGCCCCAAUACUGAUGCCUGAGGUUAUUCCUCCCCAGCUGUAGGACCCCACGCUCGCCCUCGUUGAACCCAAGGAUUUGCAGCCCUCACAAAAAGCCAGGCUGGGUUUUUGCACGGGGACAGCAACGUGUGGGAUUCCCUCUGCCAGCACAGUGUGCUCACAUCAUGUAAUUACCCAGCAUGGUCUGUUGGGCUGAAAACUGCCUGUCAUGUGGCCAAAUAAAUAAAUACAAUAGUAGCUUUCUCUGAAGUGCUACAGCCAAAGGAGCUGAGGGGAGUGGUUGUCACCAGACCUCACUUCUUCCCCAUGGGGAAAUGUCCCUUUCUGUCCAGGUGCCCUUCUUUUAGCCUGUGCCGUACUUUGAUACACACAAGUUUGUGUUUGAUGACCACCUCUCACGAUAAAGAUGGAGUGCUUAGGAAAUACCAGGGUGCCAGAAUGAAAACUGGUUUCAUAAAUUUCAUCAAAGACCAGGAAUGGAAAUCCACCGAACCAGUUUCAUCAUGGUUUCAUCCUUCCUUCUACCUGUUGAGCAGUAUGCCAGCUUUGUUUCAGAUGUCAGUGUGGAUCAGGCACUGCCAUGGUUAUUUAACAGAAAGCAUUGGAAUGCAGGUUUGGGGCUCAUAUGCUAUGUUCUUGUUGGCAACUCUCUUCUCAGGACUGAUACUGCAACUUAUAAUGGUGUUCUUAGCAGACUGCCUCUGUGCUUCCAAAAAACACAGGCCAGCGCAGUACCCUUAUUCAAACUGCUUCCUACCCUUGUCCACCUACACACGAUAUAUCAAACCCUACCAGUCGUGGUGGCCAACACCAGCAUGUUUAUCUUGGAGUAGGAAGCUUAAAUGAGGAUCGGCUGAGUUCUGCAAUGAAAGAUCCAUGGCAGGGGGAACGAAUCAUCACAAGGUAUGCUCAGCAGCCUGAGCCAGCAUGCAACUGCUGGCUUUUCUCAGCAGAGUGUCUGUUUUGCCUCUGCUUCCUUGCUCUUUCCCCCGUCUCUUCCCUUACAGAGUAUAAGAACAGGGCAGUGCUGUGGCUGCUGUUGGUGCGUGUGCAAUUAGCUGGAAAAAGGCAGUCAUACUCACUGCAGUUUCUCCUCAGAAGGAACAAGGAGUAUGUAUUGCCUGGGGAGUGAGUGAACGCUCAUACAAGCCCAACUUCCCUCCUCUUCCACUCGAUUUAUUAUAUAUAACAGAAAGUAGUACCUGGUUCAAAGGGAAAACAGCUGAAAGUUGAGCUGAAAUGGAUAAUUAAAAUAGUUGGGAUUAGCUUCAAGAGAAACAACGAAGUAGCUGCCUGGCAGUUUGUGUUUGCCAGCUUGUCAGUUAGCCAUAGGCCUGGUUUUGAAACUGGCAGAGUUCCAUUUGUAACAAAAAUCAACAGGAAAGGGGAAAACUCAAUAUGUUGCAUCACUGUUUCAGUGUUUAGAAAUAAAAGAAUACAGCUUUGAUAGUAAUUUAAAGACUUUUUUUACUUAAAGGUGAGAGAAUGUGCACAGUGAUGUUGUCUUGCCUCCUUUCCUGCAUCAGUCUGGGUCUGUCUCACAGCACAGUGAGGCUGUCUGCCUUGUGGAUGCCAUUGCAUGAGGUUUGUUUUGCGUUGGUGAGGCUCAGAGCUGCCACGAGCACAGUCACAUCAGUCUGUGCCAUCUGACUCCUUGGGCUGUCCAACACUGCUGACAAAUCACAGCAUGUAUCUGUCUUGGAAUCUGCCAAACAAAGAGAAAAACUUGAGGAGGCCAAGUGCUGUGUUUGUAUGGCCUGAAUUCCGUUGAUGUGCUUUGUCACAUCACAGGGGAGAAGAGCCCAGAGCCCCCAGGAGUGCUGGCACAGAGAAGUGGGCAGGAUGUGAGCUGGAUGUGGUCUUCUGGGCUGACAGCUGUGCUGCUGGAGGAGCGGGAGUGCAGGAAUGAGUUAGCACAGUGGGGAUGUGCUUGGCCUUGUCUUUUGGCUCUCGGGCAGGUGUGAUACUGCUGCUCCAUGGCAGCAAGGAAGAGCUGAGCGAAGCCUUCCCUUAUCACUGAGCCUGGCUGGUGUGUUCAUGUGGGCUGUUCAGCCCCUGAGGCUUCCAGGAAAAUGUCACACAUUUCCCUUGUUGAAUUUUCCUUGCUGUUUACUGGGCUGCGGAGCUGAUUUCUUAAGUGACUGGAAAAGUGUCUUGGCUCUGAGGAUAAGUAACCAUGUCCUCCUCUCCUCAUCUCCUGGGCAGGAGCUGAGCUUUUGUUGGAGGUUUCUCUCUUUUCUUAGGCAGAAGUGAAAAGAAUGAGCCCUGCCGGGGUCUGCUGGCCCCUGGGGGAAAGCUGUUUGGCUUGGUGCUUUGCUGGAGCUCUGAGCGAUGACUAAAUCCACCCAAAUCUGACUCGUGGUGCUGCAGAGACCUUGCUGGGCUGGAGGAGCACAGGGCCAGGUCAGAGGCAUAAUAAAACAUCUUUUUUUUAUCUUUAGGAACUGCUGACUAACUAACCCUUGGCUAGAUUUAUGUAGAGUGCAUGAUAUCCUGAUGUCCUGUGGUCACUUCUGAAUACGCCUCAUUUGUCUUCUGCUCACCCAGGAAAUCAUGAACCUUGGCUGCUGCCAUGACAGUGAUUUCAGCUCCAAAAUUGUGAAAUCUGGGGCAGGAUCUUGAGAGAUGUAUCUGGCCGUGUCCACACUUGUGGAGCUCGUGGGCAUCGCUCUUUGUGUUUGUCUGUUGCACUUGUGUAGUUGGCCAUGAGCCGAUGUUCCUCACCAAAGCUGAAACGUCCCAGACAGAGAUCUGCUCCACUUGGAGCACAGAUCUGUUUGUAAAGGACUUUGGAACUUGUCUCACCAUGGUUUACUCCAGCUUUACCCUGGAAAGUGGUGGAAGAAGUUGUUGGGUUGUAAGAAGGAAACCAAGCAAAGGGAAUCAUGGGGCCAUUCAGUUUGGAGAAGACCUCCAAGAUCCCUGUCCCACCCCACCGUGCCCACUGCCCACAUCCCUCAGUGCCUCAUCCCCACAGCUCUGGAACACCUCCAGGGAUGGUGACCCCACCACUCCCUGUGCAGCUGUGCCACUGCAGCACCGCUCUUUCAGAGAAGAAAUUGUUCCUAAUAUCUAGCCCUGGAGAUGCACUUAAGGUUGCUUGGACCAGUGUUAUUCCUGGAGGAAAUGUUUCUUCUACAGCAAAACCAGAAAUAAUUUCGUAGCUUAACAGAGCAUGGCAAAAGCAUGAAACAAACCAGUGUAAGUAAUUUUAGUUGGGAGUUGAUAGAUGUGCAAACAAGGGGUACAGGACCAAGCUGUGCCACAGUACUGUUUGGUACCCAAUCCCUCGAGGUGCUCAAGCUCCACCCCAGGGUGUUUGGGGCCAUGGGCACCCCGAGCUGUUGGUACCUAAUGCAGUGGUUGGUAAUCCUAGUUUGGAACUAGAUGAUCUAAGAGGUCCCUUCCAACGCAACCAUUCUUUGAUCUCUGCUCUGCUUUUCACACUGCGCAUUGCCCUUGGCCACGGCCAGGCUGGGGAAGCAGCAGUCAGCUGGUGGCAGCAGAGCUGUGCGGUGUGCAAGCUGCUCGCAGAGCUGGGCUUGUCAGGGUUGGCUCCCUGCAGAGCAUGGGGCUUUGUCACCGCCUGGAAAGGCCCGGGAGAACGGAGCUGCGGUGCUGCCCUCAGGCUGGGGGCUGCUGCAUCUGCCUGGAUCAUCCCUUCCUUCCCUCUCCUCGCUGCCUCUCCCAGUCCCGACAUGUAUUCCUGCCCAUCAGGCCCAGCCCACGUCUGUUGAUUCUGGCUGGAUCUGCAGAAGACGCUUAUUUACAAAUCUCUUCAGAGUUGGCCUCUUUUGGUUCAAACUGAUGCGGGCGUUGCUUGAAGGAAAGCUGAUUUUUGACAGUCAGCGUGAGGAUGGGAACAGAUGGAGGCUUUGAUGAAUUAGGUAUCACUAAAUGUUGUCCUCCUGCAAAUCAGCUUGGUUUUCUCCAUUAGCAUAAGAAGCAGGAAAAAGGAUUUAAUUUCUCCAGACGUUUCCCCUUAACCCACCUCUCCAGCUCGGAGAUGCGUAUUGCAGCGUAGCAGCGAAGCGGCUCAGCUCCUUCCGCAGAGAAGCAGCAGCAGUUCCCAAUCCAUUGCUGGCACUUCUCCCUCCCUGGGGUGGUGCUGUGCUCUCCUCCAUGGGAUGCUAAAACGAGAGCCUUCCCGGGGCUGUGAGUCAUCUGCAGUGUGAGUUACUCGUUCUGCUUUGCCGAGAGCAGGAGGGAUCCGAGCAGGGCCACGCUUACUCACGGCUGCUCCUCCAUCACAGCCAACUCGGGGCAAUGCAGGCAGCACAGAUGCGGAGAGAGCGGCUGCACUGUGAAUUAUUGAUAAGGGGAUAACAGCGCUGGGAGAUAAUCUCUCUGGUGGAGUGCGGAGAGUAAAUCUCUGCUGCACAGGGAGUGAGUGUCCCCGUUAGGAGAGCUUCUCCCAGGCAGGGAAUAGCAGCAGCGGGAGGUUUUGCUUGAGUGCAGAGCACGGAAACAGGCUCCAUGCAGCAUUUCAGGGAAGAAGUUUGGCUCGGAGAGAGACAGUUGUAUCCUCAGACCUUGCUCCUCCUUUGGGAAUGUCAAAAUAUGUAGCUGAGAGCUGCAGGUCUGCCAGGAGAAGGUCACUGAGUCACUGCAAAUGGAGUUGGCGCCCCAUUACCACCAGCUCACCUUUCUCCACGUGGACAGACGGGGGUGACCGCUCUUGCCCAACCCAAAAUGGGUGAGCAGAGAUUCCCGUAUUCAUAGACUCACAGAAUCACAGAAUGGUUUGAGAUGGAAGGAAGCUCUAAAGGGACCAUCUGGUCCCACUCCCAUGGCUCCAUCAGGUGCUCAGCCUGACCUUGGCUGUCUGUGGGGACAGGAGCAUCCUAACCCCAUGGAUGCCGUGCCAGCCUGGCCCCAGGGCUCCCGUCACAAACACACCUGCUGCUCCAGCUGCUGAGUGCCAGGGGCCAUGUCUCAGUUACUCUGCAUGGCACAGGGCAGGAAGCACACAGGCAGGGUAGGGCUGGGUGAAUGCCCUGGUGAAAGCACCAUCUGUGACACACACCCCGCGUGUACCAACGUGAUGCAGUCUGCUGCCCCAGACUUGCUUUGCUGGUUGGCCAUCUGCUUUCUGCAGGAUAGGUUUGCACCAUCUGUAGCCCCAUAAAUUUCACAGAGCAGUGGAUGUCAGUGCUGGAGCUUAAUUUCCCCCCAUAUCAUAGAAUCACAGAAUGGCCUGGGUUGGAAGGGACCUCAAGGAUCACGAAGCUCCAACCCCCCGCCACAGGCAGGGCCACCAACCUCCACAUGGAAUACCAGCCCAGGCUGCCCAGGGC